Messenger RNA from Manis pentadactyla (Chinese pangolin), 5443 nucleotides. It is a transcript of the gene SFPQ, whose product is annotated as splicing factor proline and glutamine rich. Gene Ontology annotation, cellular component: nucleus. Gene Ontology annotation, molecular function: RNA binding. Gene Ontology annotation, biological process: regulation of DNA-templated transcription. The record is from RefSeq and is a predicted model, not a curated record. The coding region runs from base 118 to 2226 and encodes 702 amino acids. The transcript is spliced from 13 exons. NCBI's taxonomy places the organism in Eukaryota, Metazoa, Chordata, Mammalia, Pholidota, Manidae.
AGAGGACAAAGGCGGUGCGCCGCCUGUGUCAUCCGCCAUCUUGUGCGAAGCAAGGUGGCCUCCACGUUCCCUGAGCGUCUUCUCCGCUUCUGCCUCGCCCGCCCCUUGAUCACAGACAUGUCUCGGGAUCGGUUCAGGAGCCGUGGCGGUGGCGGCGGCGGCUUCCACCGGCGCGGAGGCGGCGGCGGCCGAGGCGGCCUCCAUGACUUCCGCUCGCCGCCGCCUGGCAUGGGCCUCAAUCAGAACCGCGGACCCAUGGGGCCCGGACCGGGCCAGGGUGUCCCGAAGCCACCGAUCCCGCCACCACCACCACACCAACAGCAGCAGCAGCCGCCGCCGCAGCAGCCACCGCCGCAGCAGCCGCCACCGCUUCAGUCGCCACCGCAUCAGCAGCCCCAUCAGCAGCCGCCGCCGCCGCCACAGGACUCGUCCAAGCCCGUUGUUCCUCAAGGACCAGGCCCGGCUCCCGGAGUAGGCAGCGCGCCGCCGGCCUCAGGCUCGGCGCCACCUGCCGCACCCCCGACCUCUGGGGUCCCGACAGGGCCGGGCCCCACCCCGACCCCGCCGCCUGCUGUCACCUCGGCGCCCCCCGGCCCGCCCCCGCCCCCGCCACCGAGCAGCGGGGUACCCACUACCCCGCCGCAGGCCGGGGGCCCGCCGCCUCCACCUGCAGGGGGCCCGGGGCCGGGGCCUAAACAGGGCCCAGGAUCCGGCGGCCCCAAAGGCGGCAAAAUGCCCGGUGGGCCGAAGCCCGGCGGUGGCCCGGGCCUGAGCACUCCUGGCGGCCAUCCCAAGCCGCCGCACCGAGGCGGCGGGGAGCCCCGCGGAGGCCGGCAGCACCACCCGCCCUACCACCAGCAGCACCACCAGGGGCCCCCGCCCGGUGGCCCCGGCGGCCGCAGCGAGGAGAAGAUCUCCGAUUCGGAGGGGUUUAAAGCCAACUUGUCUCUGUUGAGGAGACCUGGAGAGAAAACUUACACUCAGCGUUGUCGGUUGUUUGUUGGGAAUCUACCUGCUGAUAUCACAGAGGAUGAAUUCAAAAGACUAUUUGCUAAAUAUGGAGAACCAGGAGAAGUUUUUAUCAACAAAGGCAAAGGAUUCGGAUUUAUUAAGCUUGAAUCUAGAGCACUGGCUGAAAUUGCCAAAGCUGAACUUGAUGAUACACCCAUGAGAGGCAGGCAGCUUCGGGUUCGCUUUGCCACACACGCUGCUGCUCUUUCCGUUCGCAAUCUUUCACCUUAUGUUUCCAAUGAACUGUUGGAAGAAGCCUUUAGUCAGUUCGGUCCUAUUGAAAGGGCUGUUGUAAUUGUGGAUGACCGUGGAAGAUCUACAGGGAAAGGCAUAGUUGAAUUUGCUUCUAAACCAGCAGCAAGAAAAGCAUUUGAAAGAUGCAGUGAAGGCGUUUUCUUACUGACAACAACUCCUCGUCCAGUCAUUGUGGAACCACUUGAACAAUUGGAUGAUGAAGAUGGUCUUCCUGAAAAACUUGCACAGAAGAAUCCAAUGUAUCAAAAGGAGAGAGAAACUCCUCCUCGUUUUGCCCAGCAUGGCACAUUUGAGUAUGAAUAUUCUCAGCGAUGGAAGUCCCUGGAUGAAAUGGAAAAACAGCAAAGGGAACAAGUUGAAAAAAACAUGAAAGAUGCAAAAGACAAAUUGGAAAGUGAAAUGGAAGAUGCCUAUCACGAACAUCAGGCAAACCUUCUGCGUCAAGAUCUGAUGAGACGCCAGGAAGAAUUAAGACGCAUGGAAGAACUUCACAAUCAAGAAAUGCAGAAACGUAAAGAAAUGCAAUUGAGGCAAGAGGAGGAGCGACGUAGGAGGGAAGAAGAGAUGAUGAUUCGUCAGCGUGAGAUGGAAGAACAAAUGAGACGCCAAAGGGAGGAAAGCUACAGCCGAAUGGGCUACAUGGAUCCAAGAGAGAGAGACAUGAGAAUGGGUGGUGGAGGAGCGAUGAACAUGGGAGAUCCCUAUGGUUCAGGAGGCCAGAAAUUUCCACCUCUAGGUGGUGGUGGUGGUGGCAUAGGUUAUGAAGCUAAUCCUGGAGUUCCACCAGCAACCAUGAGUGGUUCCAUGAUGGGAAGUGACAUGCGUACUGAGCGCUUUGGGCAGGGAGGUGCGGGACCUGUGGGCGGACAGGGUCCUAGAGGAAUGGGGCCUGGAACUCCAGCAGGAUAUGGUAGAGGGAGAGAAGAGUAUGAAGGCCCAAACAAAAAACCCCGAUUUUAGAUGUGAUACCUAGGCUUUCAUUCCAGUUUGUUUUUUGUCUUUUCUUGUUUAGAUACCAAUCUUUUAAAUUCUUGCAUUUUAGUAAGAAAGCUACCUUUUUAUGGAUGUUAGCAGUUUAUUGACCUAAUAUUUGUAAAUGGUCUGUUUGGGCAGGUAAAAAUAUGUAAUGCAGUGUUUGAAACGGGAAUUUAUUUUUCCUUUCUUUUUCUUUUUUUUUAACUGUAUAAUGUCCCUCAAGUUAUGGCAGUGUACCUUGUGCCACUGAAUUUCCAAAGUGUACCAAUUUUUUUUUUACUGUGCUUCAAAUAAAUAGAAAAAAUAGUUACAAUAUUGAUUUUCAACUUUGCCAUUCAUGCUUCUAUGCACAUUAGGCUAGGUAUUCUAUUCUGAAAGCAUGAGAGUGUCAGGCCUUCCAAUGGCAUAUGCCAUUUCUGGGAAAUGUAUUUGUAGGCUAAAUACUUCUUUCUAUAAAUAUUACCCCCUUGUUUUAAAACGAAGAAGUGCAUAUUGAAGUAGUUUCAUGAUUUGAUUUGUUUGGCAUUAUAGGAAGCAAGCCGGUGCUAAGUAUUUUAAAUGGUUAUGAAAGCAAAGCUGAACUGUAAAUCUUCAUUCAGGAAUGUGUAUUAAGGUCAUGGAAUGGGUGUAAGACUGUUAGCGGGAGAGAGUGGGUAUGACUAAAUGGAUCUUUUAUGGCCCUAUGAUCUAUCCUUUCCUUGAAAGUUUCUGAAGAAAAGUGGAAAGAUUUUGUUGCAUUCCUCUAUUCUUGUUUUUAAAAGAACAAGUCCCAAGCCCUACAAAUGGCUUGUAUUGAACUUCACAUUUGAAUUAAAGAUUGUUAAACAUGAAGUCUUUUCAUGUAUUACUUGAAGCAAGUUAAAAGAUGGGUUUGGUUUGAAAAACUCAACUUUAAGAAGUUUAGUGACCAUGAAGUAGGCUUAGUUAUGUGUACAUUUGUUCCCUGUAACUUCUACAUCUCCUUGUGCUACUUACUCUUGGGCAAAGUCUGUAGGACUAUAAAAAUCUGUUCUCCUUUCUAAGAGCUAGUGGUGACCAUUAAUAACAAACAGGGUUACAGAAGACCAUUCUUAAUACAAAAUAUUUGUUAACUUGUUUUUCCAUGGUUUCUUUGAUGUAGCACUAAAUCUGGAGAGAGUUUGCUCAUGCUACACAGUACAAAUAUCCCUCCCACCAUAAAGCUUUGGAGUGUUUCGAUGGUGGUGUCAGUUUGUCAACUUCAUUGAAUCUCCUUACAUUAGAGUAAGAAACAUUUUUGAGUUAACAGAUUGUUACUGUUGGCUGUUAGUACAAUGGGAAACCUGCUUUUUCAGUGUGUAUACUUUAGCAAAGGAAAAACUUCUAACAGUAGGUAAAGUAAUUGAAUGGUUUGGGUUUGUUCUUCGUUAUGUUUCCAUUUAAAUUUGUACGUUAUAGAACUCUUACUAUUUAAUGUCUUCCUCCUAUUCACCUCUGUUCUUGAUGCUAAUUGACAAAAGUAAAAUUCUAAAUCAAAUCUUUGUUAAAAUGUUGAAGUUUAGUACUGUGCCUGAGUACAAAGGGAAACCUAUUGUUGAAACACUUGAGCACUUUUUCUGCAUAGAAAACUGGAUAAUAGUUAAGUUAAAACACUAGUGGGGUUUAAAGGCAUGUCACUCAAUUCUGGUUGUGUGACAGGUACAAGGUGUGAUUUAAGGGAGAGAAUCUCACUGGAAAAUGUUCAUUAUUUCUGUUCACUGAGACACUUGGAAAUGGGUAGUUCUACCAUAAUUUUACCAAUGAGGAAGUUCUGUCUCAAGGCAAGUUACUCACCUCGUGACGUGUAUGAGAUUUUCUGUAUGGAAACAAAGUCUUGAUUUGAAAGGAGUCCAUUACAGUUUGGUUGAAUUGUAUGGUAGGGACUCCACUAAUAAAUAAGGGGUGUUCUUGGGACACCCAUAGAGGGUGAACUGGAAUGUGUGUGGGUGGGGGCUGGUUGGGAAAUGGGAAAAUCUGCCUAUAAAAUUAAUGUUUCAGUUUAUUUUUCAGAUUACAUGCCUUUCUUUAUAAGGGAUGCUGGCACAGACCCCUAAAAUAAGCUUUUGGUAGUACUAUACCUUUGAAGAGUGGUGAAGGAUGCUAAUGGAUAAUCUCCUGGAAGUUGUGGUUUUGAUUGCCUUACUGUGGGCUGUAGAAUUGCUAAACGUUGUUUAGCAAAUAAUAAUGCUUAGUUUCAACGAAGUUUUGACUUUCAUCACUGAAAUAGUAGGGUACCAAGGGUUGUAAGCUACUCAAAUAGACUUUCAAAAAGUCUUGCAAUGUAUAUGAUAGUUUUUAUUUAGUCUAAUGUGAAUUUAAUCAUCUUAAAAGGUAGUUUCCUAAGAGCUGAUAGGAAACUUGGGGUGGGAACGGGAAGGUAGUAUUUUCGAAGUAGUCUAGCCAUUUUUCUCAUUUAUAGAAACCACCUGUCCCCAUUUCCUCUUCUCCACUUUCUCUAGUAAUUUUAAGAGGAACAGUGAUUGAUUUAAACUUCUAGUCUUUAAAAACUGCAUUCUCUGAUACUGCAGUGUAAAUAGGUGUCUUAUAAGCUUACCCAUUGGCUCCCAUGUUAGUGUAACCAUAAUUAAUCUCUCUGCUUAGGACACUAAUUAAACUCCUAAGAUAUAAACCCCACCACUCUUUAUUAGAUGUAUUUUACCACUAAUACAAACAGAUAAUAAUUGGGGAAAUUGUAAUGUACGCCUGUGCAAUUUUUAUAAGUGGCAUAUUAUGGCAGAUAAAAAUUUAGAUACUUGGCUUUUCUCGGGCAAGCCACUAAGUUGUGGCGGAAUGUUCUCUGGUGUUCUUGGACUGCAAUUAUGCACUAUUAAAGUAGUGGCCUGCUACAUAACUGCAUUUAGCCAGCAUUUCUGCAGUGCGUAACUGUGAGGAACGUAGUACCGCAAAUGGCAAUGGACAUUAGGACCCGGAUGUAGUAUUCCUGCUUGCUCCAAGAUUCUCAUUGCCGACUGCAUACAGGUAAGAAUAAUUGAUGUUGGCUGAUACUGGAGUGCUCAUUCACUUCAGGUGAAUAAGAUGCUUGUUCUCAGUACAUCACACAGGAUGAGCCAACCAAGAAGGAGAGCUGCAGCUGUUAGACUGGGGAAGUGUCUAGGAUCAGGCAAACUUCAGAAAACCAGUAAGGAAGAGGACAAAGAGGAAUGAACAACCUAAAUGUCAUUAAUAAAGACAUUUUUAAAUGAGA